Messenger RNA from Acanthamoeba castellanii str. Neff, 543 nucleotides. Its product is annotated as cysteine protease atg4a, putative. Lineage: Eukaryota; Discosea; Longamoebia; Acanthamoebidae. The transcript has 5 exons. The record is from RefSeq and is a predicted model, not a curated record. The annotation marks the transcript as partial. Gene Ontology annotation, molecular function: protein-phosphatidylethanolamide deconjugating activity.
UCGCUCGACGACAACUUUACCGAACUGACGUGGCAUCCAGUCAUCAUUUUGGUGCCGGUGAGGCUUGGGAUCCAAUGCCUCAACCCAAUUUACAUUCCCACUCUCAAGGCCUUCUUCUCCUUCCCCCAAUGCCUGGGCGUCAUCGGCGGCAAGCCCCACUCCUCCUUCUACUUCGUGGGCUAUCAAGACAACAAAGUGCUGUACAUGGACCCCCACUUUGUUCAGCCGACGGUGAAGAUGGACGACGACCCUCUGUUCCCCAUCGAGUCGUAUCGGAUGGAGAUUCCCCAGGCCAUGUCGUUCGACGACAUCGACCCCUCGCUCGCGCUGGGAUUCCUGUGUUCCUCGCAGGCCGAGUUUGACGACUUUUGCCUCAACGCCGUCGCGAAAACAGUGUACAAAGGCUCUUCAUCAUCCUCCUCCUCUUCAUCUUCCUCGUCUUCCCCCUCUUCCUCGACCUCCUCUCCAUCCACCUCUCGGAGCGGAUCCGACUCCUGCUCCGUCCUCCUGGACGAGGACGACGAGGAGUACGUGCUCGUUUGA